This is a messenger RNA of Fomitiporia mediterranea MF3/22, 522 nucleotides long. RefSeq lists its product as uncharacterized. The record is from RefSeq and is a predicted model, not a curated record. Lineage: Eukaryota; Fungi; Basidiomycota; Agaricomycetes; Hymenochaetales; Hymenochaetaceae. The transcript has a single exon. The annotation marks the transcript as partial.
UACUCUCAAGCUAAGAUCAAACUCUUUAGAUUGUUCUGUACACUCUAUACCCUACAAAUUCACCUUAUUAGAGUAAGGAAGUUAGUAGUAGAAAUGGAUACUGUCUAUGUUAAGGGUAUAAUAAAUAACCUGGACCUACAACUGAAUGCUACAAUCAACAGAUGGAUUGUCAGAAUCCUACUGUUUAACUUUGAGUUCCAACACAUUCUAGCCCUACAGUUUGCUUGUACUAACAGACUGUCUCAACAUCUGUACACUGAAGCUAACCUAGAAGAAGAAGAUGACUUUAAGGAAUGGAUCAACCAAGCUUACACCUUCUGUUACAGUUCUGUGUUCACUGUUCUGAACAAUACCAAACCUUUUAAGACAUUUCCAACAACUGAUUAUACACAUGCUAGAGAAUAUUGUCUCAGACAAGUUAAGACCUUCCUGGAAACAUGCCUCCAACUGUCUAGGAUGGAAAAUCACAAAUUCACCACCUUUGUUUACUAUACAACCACUUUCUUUGUUAAGACUGGCUGA